Paramuricea clavata is the source of this 342-nucleotide messenger RNA. NCBI's taxonomy places the organism in Eukaryota, Metazoa, Cnidaria, Anthozoa, Malacalcyonacea, Plexauridae. The record is from the annotation of a GenBank genome assembly.
AUGUAUGUUCAUGUUUUUAAAGGAGAUGAUAAAGAUAACAGUGGAAAUGAUGACGAUUCAUCUACAUGUGAAAAGAAAGUAACUGAUGCAGUCACAAACAAAGAGAAAACAUCGAACAAGAAAAUAUCAAGUGAGAAAAUGUCAUGCAAGAAGAGAAGAUUGAACCAGGAAAAAGAGUUAAAAAUGCCUAUGAACAAAAAAAAAAGAAACGCAAUGUUGAAAAAUUUCUGGAAAUUGUCUUUGAGAAAUUUAAGGACUCAUCAGCAAGUGAAUUUGAAAGGUAGAACUAAAUUUCGGUAUGCCUAUAUGUGCAAAACCUCAAAAUUAAGUAAACGCAAAUGA